AACUUGAACGUCGACACCACUACAUGUAUUGGAUUGGGAACCCGUUGGUAUAACUCUAGGUUCGUGUCCUGUUCACGAUGUCUGUGAACGCGCUAACUUCCAUCGCGGAUUUUGAGAAGUCUGCGCACGAGAAGCUGCCGGAUUUUGCCUGGUCGUACUAUAGUCGUACUUCAGACGCCGGACAAACGUACCAAGAUAACAUCGAGGCCUUCCGACGGUACCGCCUCAUCCCACGGAACCUCCGUGACGUCUCCAUCCGGGACACCUCGGUAACGGUGCUGGGGUCCAACCUAGCCAUCCCAGUAGCCAUUGCGCCAACUGCCUUUCACCGUUUUGCUCAUCCUAAUGCGGAGUUGGCGACCACCAAGGGCGCCACCGCCAUGAAAACAGGGAUGGUGUUGAGUUCUUGGUCUAACCACUCUCUUGAGGAGGUUGCUGAAGCGACUCCUCGCGGGAUCCGCUGGUUCUAUAUGCUGUUCUACAAAGACCGUAACCACAUGAAACGUCUGCUGGACCGGGCAGAGCGUGCGGGAUAUAGCGCCAUAUUCCUCACCAUAGACUCACCUAUCUUCCCAUUCUCUACUGGCAGGCCUGCCCCCGGGGCUAUCCCGGUUCCUCUUAGGUUUCCGAACGUCUUUGACGAAGAACCGCCCCAUGCCAUCGGUACUGCGGAGUACCGACAGUGUUUGAGAGAUGCAGUAAAGGAACCGGCGACGUGGGAGGACGUGGAGUGGGUCAGGGAGAACACCAGGCUGCCUGUCGUCUUGAAGGGGAUUCUCUCAGCGGACGAUGCCAAGAUGGCUGUGGAACGUGGAGUGAACGGCAUCUAUGUGUCUAACCACGGCGGGAGAGAACUGGACGGUGUGCCGGCAACUAUAGACGUCCUGCCCGACAUCGUCCGUGCUGUGGACGGUAAGGCGGAGGUUUACCUGGACGGAGGGGUCCGGACUGGGACGGACGUGCUGAAGGCCUUGGCGCUGGGGGCCAGAUGUGUGUUCAUCGGCAGGCCCGCACUCUGGGGUUUGGCACAUAACGGGGAAGAAGGAGUCCAGCAAGUUCUACAGAUUCUGACAGAUGAACUCAGCCUGGCCAUGGCUAGGACAGGUUGUUCCAAGAUAUCCGACAUCCAGCCGUCACUUGUUGUGCACCAGUCGUAUUAUGGCAUACCACCUGUCAAAGUAGUGCCGAAGUCUAGAUAUUAGGUAAUAGGACCAAAGCACACAGAAUACAGGCAAACCUGUCAAGUGACUACCUCUACAUAAGCACUAUAUUGUGAUCCCUCAGAUAACUUUUGCCAUUUGUCCACGUAGACCACGUUUUAUCGAUAUUUGUUGAAUAACCUUCACGCCGUGGCAUAACGACUGUGUUGCAAAGCACAUCAAAGUCGCUGGAGUCGCUUCAUACCCAUGUGCCCACAGGACAUUGCAAAAUGCCACAGGGUCGUUUUCCACAGAAGUACACAUGAGGAAUUUGGCAUUUGGCAAAUAAUGACUUUGACGACCAUUGAUGUGGUAUAAUCAAUCUCUUGUUGUGGCUCAGCCCUGUCCAAAGGGUGUCUUGACUAUGUCACAUUGUCAGUUAAGAUAGACUCAGUGCUGAGGAAACGGGUAGUCAGUAGAGUGUCCUGUUUCCAGCUUGUUGUUCUGUCUCGUAAGUCCCCACGUAAUUUCCCUGCCAUUUCCCUGGAUCUUUUGGUGCUUCUUCAUAAGGUGUAAAAUUCAAGCCUUUGUUUUCUAAAUCUAAUGAGAGUAAUUUAAUUUGGACACUACACAGCGCAUUGAAAUCAAACAACACCGUUUCCAGCAUAUACGUGAUAUGGCUCUAGCUGAUCAUAAAGAAGUGGUCUAUCAGACACUAGCGGAUACAUACUAUGAAAACUCAAUAGUGUGUACAACAUCAUCUUUAUUUCACUCACAAACAUUUUGAAAAAGGACACGUUUAAAAACACGAAUAUAUACAAGAUGAAGGCUAAAAAUACACCUCGGACAACCCCUUAGACAGAUACACAAAGAU
Molecule: messenger RNA, 2013 nt
Organism: Branchiostoma floridae (Florida lancelet)
Lineage: Eukaryota; Metazoa; Chordata; Leptocardii; Amphioxiformes; Branchiostomatidae
Product: hydroxyacid oxidase 1-like
Exons: 8
Coding region: 78-1202 (374 amino acids)
Molecular function (GO): oxidoreductase activity; FMN binding
Source: RefSeq, a predicted model, not a curated record